Messenger RNA from Contarinia nasturtii (swede midge), 1589 nucleotides. It is a transcript of the gene Ifrd1, whose product is annotated as interferon-related developmental regulator 1. The coding region runs from base 289 to 1560 and encodes 423 amino acids. The record is from RefSeq and is a predicted model, not a curated record. Lineage: Eukaryota; Metazoa; Arthropoda; Insecta; Diptera; Cecidomyiidae. The transcript is spliced from 4 exons.
UGAAAAUAAAUUAGAGACAUCCAAUAUUAUUUGAAGUUAUAGUUUACAAUUAUUUAUGGUCAAUUUUUAUUAGAACACGAAAAAAAAUUAAACUAAACAAUUUUCCGAACAAACUUGUGUUGAUAGAUUCGACAACCAACUGAACCAAUAAUUUGUUUUAUUUUUUUUAUUUAUUAAGUACAGAUUGUGACUUGUGAAAUUGACAUUUUGUAUAAGAACUGUAAUAUACUUUGAACGCUGAGAAUAAAAUUAAACCAACAAAUUUUUGGGGACUAUAUCCGAUUCAAGAUGUCCAAGAACAAAACAAAGAAAGGAAAAGCCCGUGUAAACGUUGAUUUACAUUCAGAUUCUGAUUCAGUAAAUGAUAUGGCAAGCGUAUAUUCUUGUGGAUCAUUAGAAGAUGAUAACAAUGGAGACGAUACACACCUGUUAUCUGCUAGCGAAAAAUACGAAGAAAAAUUACUACAAGCAAUUGAAAGCGCCACAGAGAAAUCCACUCAAACACGUAUACAAGCGCUCAAGAUUAUUAUUGAAAUACUUCAACACCGUCACAUUGCUGAUUUUCUGGAAGAUCGAAAAUUUACUAUUAUGGAUAUUGUGGAAAAAUCAUUGCGACGUGGAAAAGGACUUGAACAAGAUAUGGCAACACGACUGGCAACUCUUUUGGCAAUACAGCUUGGUGGUGGUGAUUCAAUAUCUUCAACGUUAUGUCAAAUUCUGACAUCUAUACUACAAAAUCCAACUUCAUCAUAUUCUGUUAGAGCAAUAUCUUGUACAGCUAUAGCAAUGUUACACUUUUUAAAUAGUGAUAAUAUUGGAGAUAUUGUAGGAACAAUGCAACAAUUUGAGCAGAUUUUUGCUGGAAGUUACUUGAAAGGUGAUCAAACGGCACCAACAGUUAGUGAAGAUGUAGCUCAACUUCAUGUUUCUGCUUUAAGCGGUUAUGGAUUAUUAGCUACUCUAAUCCCGGCAGGAGAUUUCUGUUCAUAUGUAACAAACGGCUCUGUUUUAUCGUCCAUAAAGAAUUUAAUUGGCUUACUCCAAUCACCUCAUGUUGACGUCCGUAUGACUUGUGGAGAGAUUAUUGCAAUUAUUUUGGAAUGUGGUCGCGUCUACGAUGAAGAGUUUAUGUGUGCUUACGUACCCGAUUUAAUUGAAUUGACGAGUGAACUAGCAAAAGAUUCACAAAAAUUCAGAGCUAAAAAAGAACGCAAAGCACAACGGGCAUCAUUUCGUGAUGUUUUACGUUAUUUGGAAGAGAAUAUAACACCAGAGAUUCAAAUUCGAUUCGGCAAAGAAACACUUGAUUUAUGUACAUGGUCCAUAGCAAUACAAUAUGAAAAAUUAUGUGAUGUAAUAGGUCCUGGGAUUACAACACAUUUAACUGAAAACGAAUUUCUGCGUGAUAUUCUACAGCUCGGCUCAAAAGUGGUUGAUACAAAGAGUAUGACUGUUAAACAAUCAAAGUUGGAAAGACAUUUGAUAAAUGCAGCUUCAUUCAAAGCACGUACUUUAUCACUGAAGAAAAAUCGAGAUAAACGAUCAGCAGUCUUCAAUUAAAUUAUUAAACAUAAAAAGUUUAUUGAAAA